AGCAGCAGCCACAAAUGGGAAAUACUGCAGUACAGUGCAGCAACUAAUAAAUGGCUGCAUUCAAUCCAACUCUACAGCCCUUUUGUCCUUAGCAACCAGGAGAGAGGAUACCACAGCCUCUCUCACUCAAGAACAAGGAUUGGUUCCUGCUUUUUUAGCUUCUAAUGGCUUUCAGGAUUUCAGAUUCUGUUUUCCUCUCCAUGUUUCAGGGCACCCAACCACGGCCAAUUAGGACUCAAAAAAUUGCUGCCCCUAAUUCUCUAGGUAUCUAUCCCUUAACUUGGGAGAGGCUGCUUUUGAAGGGAGAUAAAAGAAAAAAUUGUUUGUUCUACUCGAGAAAAAGUAGACCUGUACAAGCUGUGGCCACGCCGGUAGCACCAUCUUCAGCUGACAGUGCUGAGUACAGAAAACAGUUAGCAGAAAGUUAUGGCUUUAGUCAAAUUGGAGAACCACUUCCUGGAAAUGUUACAUUAAGGGAAAUCAUUGAUACUCUGCCCAAAAAGGUUUUUGAGAUUGACAAUGUGAAAGCAUGGAAGACAGUUAUGAUAUCAGUCACUUCCUAUGCUCUAGGGCUUUUUAUGAUUUCAAAGGCCCCAUGGUAUCUACUUCCUUUUGCUUGGGCGUGGACGGGGACUGCAGUUACUGGGUUCUUCGUUAUAGGGCAUGAUUGUGCUCACAAGUCUUUUUCAAAGAACAAAUUUGUGGAAGACAUAGUAGGAACUCUUGCUUUUCUGCCUCUAAUAUAUCCAUAUGAGCCAUGGAGAUUUAAGCACGACAGGCAUCAUGCAAAAACAAACAUGUUGUUUGAAGAUACAGCAUGGCAGCCUGUUUGGAAAGAGGAAUUUGAUUCAUCCCCUUUGUUGCGUAAGGCAAUUAUAUAUGGAUAUGGCCCAUUUAGGGCUUGGAUGUCUAUAGCUCACUGGUUGAUCUGUCACUUUGACAUAAAAAAGUUCCGACCCAAUGAAGUUCAAAGAGUGAAGAUAAGUCUGGCGUGUGUCUUUGCAUUUAUGGCGAUAGGAUGGCCAUUAAUCGUAUAUAAAACAGGGAUCAUGGGUUGGAUCAAGUUCUGGCUGAUGCCAUGGUUAGGUUAUCACUUUUGGAUGAGUACUUUCACAAUGGUGCAUCAUACAGCUCCUCAUAUUCCUUUUAAAUCUUCGGACAAGUGGAAUGCAGCUCAGGCCCAACUAAAUGGAACUGUGCAUUGCGGUUACCCUCGCUGGAUUGAGAUCCUCUGUCAUAAUAUCAAUGUGCACAUACCCCAUCACAUUUCUUCAAAGAUCCCGAGCUAUAAUCUACCUGCUGCUCAUAAAUCAAUUCAAGAGAAUUGGGGAAAGUAUUUAAACGAGGCUACGUGGAACUGGCGAUUGAUGAAGACGAUAAUGACAUUGUGUCAUGUCUAUGACGAGGAAGAAAAUUAUGUUGCAUUCAAUAAGCUUGCACCUGAAGACUCUCAACCAAUUGAAUUUCUAAAAAGAGUGAUGCCUGAUUACGCUUGAAUUUACCCGAUUAUUCGGUUAAGAGCUUUUUGUUUCCCUAAAUUAUCCAUUAUCCUUUAUUUCUUAGGUCAAAUUAGGUUUGAAUUAGGUCUCAACCGGAAAAUCCGUGUUUCACUGUGAAUUUUCAAUUCCUUACAUGUACUGCAAAUUUUUUGAUAGAGAGGACAAUAAUCUGAAUGAAGCUUCCUGGAAGUUUAUGCAA
Molecule: messenger RNA, 1698 nt
Organism: Mercurialis annua (annual mercury)
Lineage: Eukaryota; Viridiplantae; Streptophyta; Magnoliopsida; Malpighiales; Euphorbiaceae
Product: omega-6 fatty acid desaturase, chloroplastic
Exons: 10
Coding region: 165-1496 (443 amino acids)
Biological process (GO): lipid metabolic process
Molecular function (GO): oxidoreductase activity
Source: RefSeq, a predicted model, not a curated record